ACGGGCUGCGCGCGCCCCGUUUAGUCGCAUUUACACAGCCCCGUGGUUCUCAUUGAAGACGUGAGCCCGAGAUUUUUGGUCGUGCACGCGCUUCGAACGACCGGAGACAACGGCGCCCUUAACAAAGCUCGUUUAAGCUGCUGCCAACAAGAGCUCUGACUGCUAUGAGUGACCAAACGCCGCAACAGCCCGAGACGGCCAGCCCGCGCCCAAACGACGGCGACAAGAAGAGACGGAGUCCCGACGCCGCGGCGGCGCAAAGCGCGCGCAAGAAGGCGCGCACGCCCGACACGGUGCCGCGGCGCGGACGAAUCAUACGUCUGCUCGUCGGCGGCCGCGAGCACGCCACGACGCGCGACACGCUGUCGAUGGUGCCAGAUUCGUUUCUGGACCGGCUCGUGUCGGGCGAGCUCCCGUCGACGCUCGACGAGCAGGGUCGCUACUUCAUCGAUAGAAACGGCGAGCUCUUCGUGUUCGUGCUCGACUGGCUUCGCACCGCCGGCGACGCGGAAGUAGUAGCGCGAGCCUCGCCCGACGUCCUCGGGCGGCUGCGCAUCGAGGCCGACUUCUACGGCAUCGAAGACCUCGCCGCGGCCUGCACCGCGAACCUCGAGCGCCUCGCCCAGAAGGACAAGGAGAACGUCCGGGCCCGCGCGGCGCCGCGACGAACGUCGACAACGGCGCCGCCGAUGACGGCGAAGGAGCCGUCGCCGCCGCCGCGGCGCCCGCGGGAGCCCCUCGACGCGGCUCUUUUUGCGGGGCCCGGAGACGACGACUCGGACUUUUAGAUAGUGCACAUGUUAAUACUACGGGUGU
Messenger RNA from Pelagomonas calceolata, 816 nucleotides. The record is from the annotation of a GenBank genome assembly. NCBI's taxonomy places the organism in Eukaryota, Pelagophyceae, Pelagomonadales, Pelagomonadaceae.